UUAUGUAGAUUAGUCCCAAAUGUGUAGUAAUUAGUAAGUUUUUGUAAUCAAAACAAGCAAACGCCGCGCAGCGUGCAUGUGCAAAAACAGAAAAAACCCCUCGCUCGAAGCCAAAUUCACCACACGCCAAUCGGGCAACACUACACGCACACAAGCGUCCGCAACCAUUUCCGCCGCCAGCGGCAAAGUAAUGCUGUUCGCGUCUCGAAAGGAGAAGGUCGUGGAAAAAGACCUCCGCGUGUGUCGCACGAUUUUGGACCGCACGUGCGGAUUCCUCGCGGGAGAUUGUUGGGCCUUCGUUCGGCGGCUGAAACCGCGCAAUCGUCGUGAGUUGCGCAUCGGUGGGAGCUCGGUGGCCACUCGAACUGGACGGAUUUGUCCCUGAAGACGCCGCAAAGUAAGCCACGUUUUGACGAUCAGACUCGCCCGGAGAAUAAGUCAUCGGUCAAAGCGCGCCAACUCCGAACCAAUCUCUGCAAUCCACCCGAAGGGAGGUCCCGCCGGAAGAGGAAUCAAGCAGUGGUCGCUGUGCCAAUCUCGCUGUGGGAAUCUGUGUCGCGCAAGACCCAUCUCCGAAGAACGCCGCCAAAAGCAAGACCUGAAAACAUCCACACGGUGGCAGCCAGUCCGUGUGCAACAAAAGGAGGAAGCGCAACACGAACACGCACACACCAUCAACCAGAACGCAAAAGGCCCCGGAAAAGGGGCCUUUUCGGUGGGCGCUCGACUUCGGCUGCUGGAGGCUGGUGCACGAUUGCUGGCGCGCGACGGAACAUCCCGUCGGUAGGCGGACGGUGCGGUACGAGUCGCCGUUCCAACACGGCGUACGUGCGUCAUUGAGGGCGCUGGGCGAGACAACGCUAGGCGUUGUUCGCGAGGGCGCAGAUGAGGAGCAGCCUGCCAAGCUGUGGUCGCACGUGGGCAUGCUGUAACGCGUGGCGGUCAAGGGUGAACUCACGAGCCGGCGGGCACGCCAACGGCGGAAUGCGGGUUGCGGCAAGAGUGAGUGCUAGAAAUUAAGCGGGUGCGCACCCAGAAGAAUAAGAGCCCAAAGGGCGAGAAGAAGAAGCACACGCGCGCGAAGCGCCAUCUUUGCGCAUGUUUCGCUAGGCUUAGGCACACACACGCACGCACAUUUGUACCUUUUUUUUUUGAGGAAAUAACAUGUUUUGAGCACAUUUUUGUUGGGUUUUGUUGAUUAGUUAUGGUGCAGCCUGAAUGUCGCUUCUUUACCUGCCAAUUUUGAGAUUUACCGCUUUAGUUGUGAAAAUAGUGGAACAAAAUGGCGCCCAACUAAAAAACCCACACUAGGCCUAGGCUAGAAUUGUAAAACCAUAGCGUGCUUAUUCGUAGAAUAUAUGUUUUUUGUUGUUCUUGGGAUAAAUUUUUGCUUUUUUGAAGACUUUUGAGAGUUCAGCGAAGAUGAUGGAGGUCAAUCCCAUUGAUCUGAGCAAUGAAGAACUCAACUUUGAGUUAGAGCUUCGUGGUGUAGCAGGCCUUGGGCCGAUGACGCACAGAAUUAAAUGUACAACGUUAGAGAAAGUUAUGCAAGAUGAUCUAAAGUCGGGGAGAGUCUACGCUUCCUCGUCUCACGUGGUGGAUGGCUCGUCGGAAAUAAGAAUCUGUCAUUCGCGGAUCAAGCGAUUGUUGCCCCAAAUUAUCACCGGGAUAGAACGGAACAACAUCGCUUUUCUCGAACCAAUCGUGUCGCGCUUGAACCAUUACUACAAUCGGCUCACCCUGGUUUCGCCGCCGUCCGCGGACAUGCGAGAAGAAUGGACGGGAGUGCGAGACACGAUCGCGCGUACGAAACGGCAGAUCUUCCGAAUUCUUUACCCAGCCAACCAGUCAACAAAUCAGUACAGUGUCAGUUCGGUUUCAAACUCCACAGCGCCGGCGCACAACAGCACAGCUGUCAGCAGCGGUAGUGCUCGGCAGAUCAAUCAGCUAUCGCUAGCAGGUGCAGUUGGGGGCGAUUCGUCGGGCAUGGAAAGAGGAAGUUCUGCAAGUGCGCGAGGAACAUCUACCGGAGCCAUCCCAAAAAGGACAUCGGACCAAAGCGUGAAUGAUCUGCUACUCCUGUCGGGUCAAGCUUCGGCGCAAGCCGGCAACGCAGCAGCAGAAGCACAGGGAGGACAAGGCUUACCGGUCGACCCAAGACCGCAUUCGCUAGGUCGAGGACGAGGACGGCCAGUCUUCAACCCGAAUCAUCCUCAGCGCGAUCCUCAACCACGUCCACCGAAUCUAGGACGAGACAUUACUCCACCUCCAAGACUGCAGAACGAUGACGCGGAAUACAACGGACUCAGGGAUCGGGUACUGUGUGACCUGCUUCGCCGCGAACGUCAACCAGCCGAAGGCGCGCGGAUUCCGAAGGCAAUCCACAACUGGCCAUUCAAGUUUCGGGGAACGAAAGACUCGACCAACCUGAACACGUUCCUGGAUCGAGUGGAAUCAUUCGCUUUCUCGGAAGGAGUCAACAACGCGAUGUUGCUGCGGGCGAUCAAACAUCUGCUGCAGGACGAUGCUCUGGAUUGGUACAGUCGUGCGCUGAACGAAGGAGAACUGGACACCUGGGAGAACUUCAAGCUGAUGAUCCGCCAAGAGUACCUGUCGAGCCACUACGGCCAGCUGUUGCGCGAAGAAGCGUCGUCGAGAUACCAAGGAGCAAACGAAAAGUUCCAGAAGUACUACCGGGAUAUCUCUGCGCUUUUCCGCUUCGUGCAACCGCCGAUGUCGCAGGAGGACAAGUUUUUCAUACUGAAAAAGAACAUGAAUCCAGAGUACGCAACCAUCCUAGCGUCAGCAAGGCCGCAGACAAUCCAAGACAUGGUCGAAGUUUGUAACGCCUACGACGACACGCGUACGCUUCUCACGCACCAGCGUCGAACGCCAAUCCCGCACAGCUCGCUUCUCGAGCCAAAUCUGGCCACACCCAGCGGUUCGCAGCGCUCACAAGCAAACAACGCAGGAUGGCAGAGGUUUGGCGGCAGGGUCAACGCGAUCGACAGUCGGGAAGAGAACCAGGACAGGCGAGGGAGAUACGAAGCAGCAAGCGCGGACCAGCGGGAAAGCCUGGACGAGGACGAUUGGACGGAUCAGAUAGAACAACUGACGCAGCAGAUUUGUGCGAUCCGUACACAGUUUCAGAAACGCAGCAACGAACAGUACAGAAGAGGAGGAAACUAUGCGGGACAACGUUGGCAAUCCCAUCAACAACAACCGGUAGCAGAAGAACAGCAGCCGAUGUUGGCAAGAAAUAACCAUCAGCAAAGCGAGUCCGCGCAACCGCGAGCCAACCAGCGUAGUCCAGAACAAGUAGCGACAAGACCAAGUGCGGAACAAAGACAUGGCACGUUGAUGUGUUGGAAUUGCGACGAAGAGGGGCACCGUUUCACUGAUUGUGACAAAGCGCAAGCCGUUUUCUUCUGCUACAGGUGCGGCCGCAAAGGAUACACACUCAGAAACUGUCCGGAGUGCUACGCCGAGCAGGGAAACGGUCAAGCGGGGAGCCAGUAGCAGAGGG
This is a messenger RNA of Culex pipiens pallens (northern house mosquito), 3526 nucleotides long. RefSeq lists its product as uncharacterized. Lineage: Eukaryota; Metazoa; Arthropoda; Insecta; Diptera; Culicidae. Bases 1423 to 3519 code for a protein of 698 amino acids. The record is from RefSeq and is a predicted model, not a curated record. The transcript has 5 exons. Gene Ontology annotation, molecular function: nucleic acid binding; zinc ion binding.